UAACUUUGGUUGUAAAACCCAUCAUAUUUCCUGAUUUAUAUUUUCAGUUACUUGUUACUUUUACACUUAACCUGUCCAGUUCUACAGUACCUGCAUCUCUAUACUGGAAUUGUACAAUCUACCAAAUAAAGAAUGGCAGAUCCUAAAUAUGCUGGCCUUCCUGGUAUAGAUACUUCGGAAAAAGAUAUUUACGAAUCUGGAGAUCUUCCCGAAGAUGAUCAACAAUGGAUACCUGAAGAAUUAUCAAGUGAAAGCGUAGAAAAAGACAACAUAAAUACGAAGGAAGCAUUUAAACAGUUUAAUUCAAAGUAUGUUUCUGGAAGUGACGCAGAUUUUUCAGAAAAACUUGGUUCAAAACCAGGGUAUGAUACUGGAGAGUACUCCAUUGCGGGGAUUGGUGAAGUAGAAACACCGACACAAAAGCUUCAGAGACUCAGAGCAGAAGUUGCGCAGUUAUCAACAGAACUAAAAUCAGGAUCAGGUGAUAAGUCAGGGUCACUACCUGCCGAAACUCUUAAACAAGUUGAAAUCCUUCAAUCACAGCUUGCUUCUCAUGGCCAAGGUGAUGGUACAUAUUUGCACGGAAGCUUUGAUAAAGUUUUAUCAUCAAUAAAUGAGAUGAUGGCAUUGCAACAAAAGUCGACAUCAUCCUCUUCAAAAAAAAACCAAGAAGGUUCAUAUAGUUUGAUGAUUAAACCAGAUCAGUCACAAUUAAAAUUUGGCGCAAAAAUGUCUGAUAUUGAAGCAAGAAUAUCAAAAAUUGAAAAGGCUGUUGGUGUUGACACUGAAGCUCUUGCUGUUUUAUCUUCUCAAACAAAACACAAAAAUCUCAAAGCGGCGGUUGAGGGAUUGGAAGUCAAAAGAAACAUGCUCGAUCCAGAAAAAUUGCCACAGGUUGACACAAGAUUGCAAGCAGUAUUGAACAAACUCAAUGAAAUAAAUAAAGUACGAAAACAAAAAGGAGCGGAACAGGUAGCUCUAGAUAAAAAAGUUCUUGAAAUAUAUGAUUUAGUACAGAAAUGGGACAGCGUCUGCGCUUCAUUACCAAGCAUCAUUCAUCGUCUUGAGACCUUGAAUUCAUUACACCAACAAGCUGCAGAUUUUUCAUCCACACUUCAGCAUAUGGAGACAGUACAAAAUCAAAUUGCAACCAAGAUUGGAGACACUACCACGUUAGCGAAACAAGUCGAUGAAACUUUCAAACAAAAUGCACAAACGAUUCAAUCAAAUUUGCAAUCACUGGAAAACAGAAUUCAAAAUUUGACAGCAAAGAAAUAACAUUAUCAAUGUUUUAUAGUUUAUCAUGCAUGUUUUGUGAUAGUUUAUACGAAGCUGAAAAAAGAAGAAGAUAUCAUUGGGAUGCAAAGUGACUGCAUCUGCUUUGCUGACAAGUGGCUCUACUACAAUUAGUAUUAAUUUGUUUUGCUGCAAAUCCAUUUGAAAAUUUUGACUGACUGCUUUUGAUGUGAAUUAUUAUUUAUUGUUCCAAUAAUUCUUAUAUUUGUACACUUUGUAAAUGGUUCAGUUAAAACCCAACUCACUAAACAUAUACGAUAGUUAUUGAUUUUAUCCAAUUGUUCAUCGCAUGUUCCAUUUUGCUUUGUAGUGGGAUGCUUAGUAGUGUUUAUCGAAAUGAAUCUUUGACCGGAGACAAGUUGCUCUGUAAUGACAUGGUACUCUGCAAAACCAUGUUUCUUUAUAAUAUUUUCGAAUUUUUCAUAUUGUGUUUGCGUAAAUGAUUUCCAAAAACGUCUAGUUAUCCAUACAUAUCUUUAAAAAACUACCCAAAAAAUUCCAUCAAGACAUUUUACUGUUUCGUGGAUCGUAUUUUUUGUUAUAAUGCCACUUAAAUAGAGUACUAGCUAGUUAUGUGGGUGCAUGCACUUUAUCGUUUUCUGAAUAUACAUUCAUUUUGUCAAUGGUAAUAAGACAAUAUAUUGUGAUACUUAUUUGUUACCUAUCAUUAAUUGGUGUUUAUAUUUCUGUUGUGCAGA
Molecule: messenger RNA, 1994 nt
Organism: Styela clava
Lineage: Eukaryota; Metazoa; Chordata; Ascidiacea; Stolidobranchia; Styelidae
Product: dynactin subunit 2-A-like
Biological process (GO): microtubule-based process
Cellular component (GO): dynactin complex
Source: RefSeq, a predicted model, not a curated record